Messenger RNA from Nematocida major, 627 nucleotides. RefSeq lists its product as uncharacterized. Lineage: Eukaryota; Fungi; Microsporidia. The transcript has a single exon. Gene Ontology annotation, biological process: reciprocal meiotic recombination. The coding region runs from base 1 to 627 and encodes 208 amino acids. The record is from RefSeq and is a predicted model, not a curated record. Gene Ontology annotation, molecular function: double-stranded DNA binding.
AUGAGUAGAGCAAAGCCUCUGUCGAUCGAGGAAAAAACCAAGAGAAUACUGACUCUUAUGCAGGACAAAGACACGAUAUUCGGGCUUAAGGACCUUGAACGAAUAUCUCUGAAAGAGAAGGGGGUGGUCUCGCAGAGCAUCAAGGAGAUAUUGGACAUUCUUGUAUCUGAGAACAGAGCAAAGGAGAAAAAAGUAGGCGCUUCCAAGUACUACUGGAGCUUUCGCUCAGACAUAAAGCUGCAGAAGAAGGCGGAGGCAAGGAAGCUGCGCACUGAAAACGAAAAGCUAAAAGGCGCAGAGGCGCUCCUUCUUGAAGAAAUCAGCACCCACACAGAAAGCCGCUCCACGCUCGCAGACCGAGAGGAAAGGCUGAAGGAGCUUAGCGCAAAAAAGGUCCGGCAGAAGGAGGCCGAGCAGAAGAUAAAAGUAAUAGAGGAAAACGACCCAGAACGGCUGGAGGCCAUGAAGGCGGAGCUGGGCGCGCUAAAGACGGAGCUUUCCGAGUGGGGCGACGCGUUCAACGUGCUGAUGUCCUACGUGCGAGAAAAAUACAACAUGACACAGAAAGAGUUUUGCAGCGCGUUUUCCAUAACAGCCGCGGACAUGGAAAAAAUAGAGGAUCUGUAG